AUGAUCAAGAACACAACCUGGUCUUGUAUUGAUGGAAAUCAGGCAGCAGCGCAUAUUGCAUAUGCUUUGAGUGAGGUUUCCUUCAUUUAUCCCAUAACUCCAUCAUCACCCAUGGGUGAGAUGGUGGAUGAGUGGGCAGCAAACGGAUUGAAGAACAUCUUCGGCCAAACUUUGAGCGUCACUGAAAUGCAGAGUGAAGCCGGCGCAGCUGGUGCUCUACAUGGCAGCUUGAAGGCUGGUACGUUUGCCUCUACAUAUACGGCUUCUCAAGGGUUGCUCCUUAUGAUACCGAAUAUGUAUAAGAUUGCUGGCGAGCUCCUCCCGUGUGUUAUGCAUGUAUCUGCUAGGACUUUGUGUGCUCACGCAUUGAACAUCUUUGGUGACCACAGCGAUGUUAUGGCCGCACGAACAACGGGAUGGGUCAUGCUCGCAUCCGAAAAUCCUCAGAUGGUUAUGGACCAGGCACUUGUGUCACACCUUGCGACCAUGGACAUGCGUGUCCCGGUUCUACACUUCUUUGAUGGUUUCCGUACUUCACACGAAGUUAACAAGGUGCGAGUCAUCAACUACGACGAUAUUAAGAAAAUUUUUCCAUGGGAUUCUGUAAAAACUCACCAUGACUCAGCUCUUUCACCUAUGAAUCCUCACAUCCAAGGCACAAACCAGGGUCCAGAUGUGUUCUUUCAGGCUGCUGAGGCUGCAAAUGCAAUUCACAAUACCAUUCCAGCAUAUAUGCAAAAGUGGUCCGAGAAAGUGGCAGAGAUUACUGGAAGACGAUAUGGAUUCUUUUCCUAUGAAGGUCAUCCUGAAGCAGAGAACGUUAUUGUAAUUAUGGGCAGUGGAGCAGUAACAGUUCACGAAACUGUGAAGUACCUUAAUUCACACCAGAACCAGAAAGUGGGUGUCCUGAAGGUGCGACUGUUCCGUCCAUGGAUCACAGAAAGAUUUAUGGCAGCUCUUCCAGCAUCGGUUAAGAGAAUUGCUGUGUUGGAUAGGGUUAAAGAAGUGGGCGCUAUUGGAGAGCCCUUGUUCUGUGAUGUAUGUACCACUUUGCAUCUGUCAGGAAUGGACCACAUCAAGGUUUACGGAGGAAGGUACGGUCUUGGAGGAAAGGAUUUUACCCCAGGAAUGGUCCUUUCCGUGUUCAAAAAUUUGGAAGCUGCACACCCCAAGACCAAGUUCACGGUCGGCAUUGUUGAUGAUGUAACGAACCUUUCCUUGAACGUUGAACAAGAAGUCGACAUGCUACCUUCAGGGACGAUUCAGUGCUUGAUCUAUGGAUUGGGCUCGGACGGUACCGUUGGUGCAAACAAGUCGGCCAUCAAAACAAUUGCGCAGAACACUGACAACUUUGCACAAGGCUACUUCGAAUAUGACUCGAAGAAGUCUGGAGGGUUGACAGUGUCCCAUCUUCGUUUCGGACCCCAUCCGAUCAAUGCUCCAUACCUUGUGAAAAACGCUGAUUACAUUGGAAUCCACAAGGAAAGCUAUCUUUCAAGGCUCGACAUGCUCCGAAACCUGAAGGAAAAUGGAACGGUUGUGAUCAAUUGCACCUUCGGUCCAGAGAAAGUAGAGAAUAUGCUUCCACCUCGUAUGAAAUACCAGCUUGCCUCGAAGAAGGCUUCUUUGUACUUGAUCAAUGCUGUCAAGGUUGGCAGGGAAACGGGAAUGGGAAAACGAAUCAACAUGGUCAUGCAAUCCGUUUUCUUCAAGCUCAGUCGUGUGCUGCCGUUUGAGAAAGCUAUCGAGUUAUUGAAGAAGGAUGUUCAAAAAAUGUAUGGAAAGAAGGGUGAAGAAGUCGUCAAGCGCAAUUGGGAUGCCAUCGAUCGUUCUAUUGAAAAUUUGGUUGAAGUUCCAGUGCCUGCUCAAUGGGCCCAGAUUCCGGUUACUACGAACAAAGAAAUCAGAAAAUCUACCCUUGAAUUCGUUGAUGAAAUUGUUGAACCUGUCAACAAAUUUGAGGGCAACGACUUGCCUGUAAGUGCGUUUGUCCCAGGUGGUCGUGUACCCACUGGAACAUCAGCAUUCGAGAAGAGAGGAAUUGCUCUCCAAGUGCCUCGUGUAGAUAUGGACAAAUGCACUCAGUGCAAUUACUGCUCCCUUAUCUGCCCUCACGCUGCCGUGAGACCAUUCCUGUUCACAAAGGCCGAGCUCGAAGGCGCCCCUGAAGGCAUCAAGAAAGGGUCCAGAAAGGCUAUUGGCGGUGGAGUUCUAGACAACUACAACUUUCGCGUUCAGGUGUCUCCACUUGACUGCACAGGAUGCGAAUUAUGUGUCCGCAUUUGUCCUGCUGAUGCUUUGUUCUUCGAGGAAACCGAUAAGGCUGUUGAGUUGGAAGCUGAGAACUGGAACUAUGCCAUUUCAGUGCCAAACAAGGGAGAGGAAAUUGACAAGACCACCGUUAAGGGUUCACAGUUUCAGCAGCCUUUGUUGGAAUUCAGCGGAGCUUGUGAAGGAUGCGGUGAAACUCCUUAUGUGAAGCUGUUGACUCAGCUUUUGGGAGACCGUUUGGUCGUUGCAAAUGCAACGGGAUGCUCUUCAAUUUGGGGUGCCUCUGCUCCAUCAUUCCCUUACACUGUCAAUGCACGUGGUGAAGGACCUGCCUGGGCGAAUUCUCUCUUUGAGGAUAAUGCUGAGUUUGGACUUGGAAUGCGUCGUGCAUUUAAGCAAAGGAGAAAUCAGCUCAUGUUCUUGGUUGACGAUGCUUUGGAGGAUAAAACUGUGCCGCUCAGUGACAAACUUCGCAAACUUCUCUCCCAAUAUUCCGUUAUGCGACAUGAAGAUAAGCUUGACAUGCUUUUGCCCAAAGGAAGAUCGUUUUACAAUCAGCUGCGGGAGAAGAUUAUUCCACUUCUGAGAGAGGAAGCUAAAAACCAUGAAAAGAUUCAGGAAUUGUGGGAUCAGGCGGAUAUAUUUGGAAGGCACAGUCACUGGAUUAUUGGUGGUGAUGGAUGGGCGUACGAUAUUGGAUUUGGAGGUUUAGAUCAUGUCUUGGCUAGUGAGGAGCAUAUCAAUGUUCUGGUCUUGGAUACCGAAAUGUAUUCCAACACUGGAGGUCAAGCUUCGAAGUCUACUCCACGUGGUGCUCAAGCCAAGUUUGCAGAAACUGGAAAAUUGACAGCCAAGAAGGACCUUGGGCAGUACGCUAUGACUUACAAGAACGUCUAUGUUGCAUCUAUUUGUAUCCAUGUCAACCAUCAACAAGCCAUCCGAGCACUUCUGGAGGCUGAAGCAUAUCCCGGACCUUCGCUUGUGAUUUGCUAUUCCCCAUGUAUUUCACAGGGCUUCCCAAUGGCUGAGGCCAUUCAACAAUGUCGCGAUGCAGUCGAGAGUGGAUAUUGGCCUUUGUAUCGUUACAAUCCUCUUCUCGCAGAGGGUGGAAACAAUCCCUUCCAGUUGGAUAGCAAGAAAAUCUCUGGCGACUUGUUCACUUUCUUGGCUCACGAAAAUCGCUUUGCAUCAGUUAUGAGGAGAAAUCCUUCCUAUGCCCAAGCGCAUCAAGACCGCUUACAACGACAGAUUGCAGACAGAGCGAAGGCUCUGAAUGUUUUGAGUCUUGAUGAACUUCCGGCAUCUCUCAAGGCUGCUGGUCCAUCCGAGAGUGUGACUGUGCUUUACGGCUCUGAGACUGGAAAUGCCGAGGAGCAAGCCAAAUCACUUUUUGCCGAUUUGAAAGCAAGAGGCACCUCAGCAACCCUAUCUAGCUUGGAUGACUUUGAUUUUGAGGAACUUCCAAAUCAAAGCACGGUUUUGGUUGUCAUUUCAACGUGUGGUCAAGGCGAAUUUCCGGCAAAUUCUCACAAAUUCUGGAUGAAGCUCUCUGAUCCCACACUGCCAAUGUCAUUUUUGGAAGGAAUCAAGUUUAGCGUGUUUGGUCUUGGUGAUUCCACGUACUCCUUGUUUUGUGUCGCUGCCGAAAGAAUUGAUGUGAGGCUGGCUGAGCUGGGUGCCACUAGAAUUUUGAAUCGUGGAAUUGGUGAUGACAGAGACGAGGACAGGUAUUACACGGGCUGGGAUAACUGGACACCGCAACUUUGGAAUGCUUUGCACGUCCCACAGAAACCAUUGGAGCGAAAGAUACCCAAACCUGCGUACAAGGUCACUCGUACCCAGGGAGAAGCUACCCCAUCAGUUUCGAAUGAUAAGCUUGUUCCUCCGGGAUCAAAUCCAUUGAAGCUGAUGGAAAACACGUUGCUCACGCCGGAGGGUUAUGACCGUGACAUCCGACACUAUGUGUUUAAAAUCAAGGAUACGAAUGUUGAAUACAAGGUUGGUGAUGUACUUGCAAUCUAUCCAAGAAACCACGUGGAUCAAGUUGAGGAGUUCUGCAAGAUGUAUGGUUUGGAUCCCAACGAAGAGCUCAAUGUCGUUUCUACUCCCGAGGCAAGAAAUCAGAUUCCUGAAGAGCUCAAUGUUCGUCAGCUUCUUCAGUGCGUGCUUGAUAUCUUCGGCAAGCCCAACAGGCGCUUCUACGAUACUUUGUCUCUCUUCGCCACAGACCCGGCUGAGAAGCAGAAGCUUGAGCUUAUCACUUCUGAAGACCCAGACGGCAAGGCCUUGUACAGAGAACUUUCACAUGACAUGGCAAAUCAUGCUGAUGUCUUGAAGCGUUUCCCUUCAGCAAGGCCUCCUCUGGAGCAGCUUAUGGACAUGAUUCCGGUGAUCAAACCGCGUUCCUACUCCAUCGCUUCAGCUCCAAGUAUGCACCCUGAUGAGAUUGAGCUUUGCAUCGUUGCUGUCGACUGGGAGGUGCCUUCAACGGGCGAGAAGAGAUUCGGGCAAUGCACAAGCUACCUGCGAACCACCAAGCCUGGAGACACCAUCAUGUGCUCUGUGAAACCAAGUUCCAUCGUCCUCCCUGAGGACAACAAGGCUCCUCUCCUUAUGGCAGGCAUGGGCACCGGUCUGGCGCCAUGGCGUGCCUUGACCCAGCAUCGCAUCGCCCUCAAGCAGCAAGGCAUCGAUGUUGGACCCUGCACCAUCUACUACGGCGCACGCAAGGGUGCAACCGAGUACCUCUACCGCGAGGAGUUCGAGAAGUACGAGAAGAUGGGAGUCCUAAGAAUGGUCACAGCCUUCUCGCGCGACCAGCCGCAAAAGAUUUAUGUGCAACAUCGCAUCAGAGAAGACUACGAGAAUGUGUUCCGACAGCUGAUGAAGGAGCAGGGCAGUUUCUAUGUGUGCGGAUCUUCUCGAAACGUUCCCGAAGAUAUCUACAACGCAAUGAAGGAGGUCAUGAUGCUUGGUGGAGGGAUGCAGGAGGCUGAUGCUGAAGCCGCUCUUGCUUCUCUCAAGAUGGACGGACGUUACACAGUCGAGGCUUGGUCGUAGAUUGCUUCGCAAGAGAAACGUUUUGAUUUGAAUGAACGAAGUUUCACAUCC
Messenger RNA from Guillardia theta CCMP2712, 5382 nucleotides. RefSeq lists its product as hypothetical. The transcript has 8 exons. Gene Ontology annotation, biological process: electron transport chain; response to oxidative stress. Gene Ontology annotation, molecular function: oxidoreductase activity, acting on the aldehyde or oxo group of donors; FMN binding; iron ion binding. The record is from RefSeq and is a predicted model, not a curated record. The coding region runs from base 1 to 5331 and encodes 1776 amino acids. Lineage: Eukaryota; Cryptophyceae; Pyrenomonadales; Geminigeraceae.